AUGCGCACGCGCAUCUGGGAAGACUCGGCUGCUAUGAAUGUGGUGAGCGUAUUAGGUUUUAUCAUGAAUGAUGAGGGUGAGGUCGUGGGCUCUGAGCGCACAAAGGUGCUGUGUAAGCUUAUGCCGUCCAUCCACACCCUGGCGCACCGUGCAAUUCUGGCGCUGCUAAUUACGCAGCUCAGCGACGCCGACGCUCAAGUGUUUUACGACGAGGGAGGGCUGAAAGUACUGGAUGCGUGGCUUGUGGACAGCGUCACUCGAUGUGAGGCAGGGCUAUCUACGGAGAAGAAGCGAAUUGAGAUGUUCUCUCAAGUGCGCGCGCUGUUACGGAUUUUAGAUGUGAACGUACAGACAGAUACACAGAGGAAGCAGAACUCGUAUCUUACAGGAACAUUUGCUAAGGUCAUUGAGUUAUUGGAUAAUGCUGUGCCAGAGUAUGCAGCCGAAUGGAGUCGAUUGAAUAUUUACCGACGUCACUUUGAAAGCUCUUGUGGUUUGCCCUCUAGUGUUAAGGAUGGACUUGGUGAAUCGCGACGAGUUACCAAUAGCCACUCGUAUAGUACCAACUUUCGCAAUAGCAAGUCUUCUAGCGAAACUUUGACACCACAUUCUCUCAUGCCUUCAUCCACGUCUACUACAACUGCAACAAGCAGUGCUUCGGUAUCAUGGAAGUCGACAGGGAUAUCUGCUGGGACCACAUCUACUACAGCUGUGUCCAGCCUAAGCACGGCCAGUCAACGGAUUGCACCUGCCUAUGUGAUGCAGUACCAAUCAAAGUCAUUUUUGCAGAAAGAUAGAGGCCUUUUCAGUCAAAACCAGGAUGACCUCGAGGAUUAUGCGGAUGAUGAUGAAGCAAUGAUUCUUGCUGAUGAAAGUGUGAUCACGAAUGUUAGCCAAGCUGCAUUAAGUGCAUCUUUGGAACAGAAAAUACGAGGAAAUGGACAUAAUAUGGAGUAUGGGGAGCGUUCGCGGUGCCGAAAAUGCAAGCGCAUGGUUUCAAAGCGAUGCACACAUUGUGAGUUCUGUGCAAAGUGUGGACAGAAGGAUAAAUGUGAGCCGAUUAGCGUGACUUCAGCAGGACCAUCGUCCAGUGGAAACGACGACGGUAAGGCAUUAGCAGGAAAUGGCACUGGUGCUAAAUCGCUUUCGGUGAAGGACCGCAAUGUACAGGUUCUUGGCUCUGUGAUGGAUGCAGCUAUCUAUCAUGCUUUUCGCCAGGAAGAUUUCCACUCUGUCUUCAGUCUAAUUCAGAAUGGCAUGGACGUAAAUUUCCAGCGAAUUGAGUCUGACUACUCGUCAGCAUUGAUGGCGGCUGCGCACCACGGCCGAGAUGAUGCUGCAAGCAAACUGCUGAGCUUGGGUGCAAACCCGUGUCUUGAAGACCAUAGUGGAAACAAGGCGUGGAACUUUGCUGAGCGACGAGGCCACACGGAGCUAAUGGAGAAACUUAAAAAGUGUUGCGAAGAGUGGGAACAGAAGCAAAAGGACGCUGAGGGUGCACAGCAAUCCUAG
Molecule: messenger RNA, 1512 nt
Organism: Peronospora belbahrii
Lineage: Eukaryota; Oomycota; Peronosporomycetes; Peronosporales; Peronosporaceae
Source: the annotation of a GenBank genome assembly